AGGAGAGCGGCCGGGCGGGACAUCCGGCCCAGGUCCCUCGCCGCGCUCGCGCGCUGCCCGCUGCCCGCCGACCGCUUCGGCGCCGCAUCCCGGGAGUGGGCCACCCCGCGCGCGCCGAGGGCCUCCAGCCAGCGCUGCUCUCCCGGAUCCCUUCCGGGCUCCGCGGGUCCAAGCCCUCGGGCCCGCCCCCAGCCCGAGCCCGCCUCCCGGACAGCCCUCGGAUCAGCCUGGCCCACGCAGGCCCCCGCCCCGAGAGCACGAUGUUCCCCCGCCCGCUGACCCCGCUGGCGGCCCCAAAUGGCGCCGAGCCCCUGGGCCGGGCGCUGAGGCGGGCGCCCCUGGGCAGGGCCCGGGCUGGGCUGGGCGGGCCGCCCCUCCUGCUGCCGUCCAUGCUGAUGUUCGCGGUGAUCGUGGCUUCCAGCGGGCUGCUGCUCAUGAUCGAGCGGGGCAUCCUGGCCGAGAUGAAGCCCCUUCCCCUGCACCCUCCCAAUCGCGAGGACGCGGUCUGGCGCGGGACAGUCCCCAGGCCUGGGAGGCUGUCCCUGGAUGCGGGGGACUCGGACCUGCAGGUGAGGCAGGACGUCCGGAACCGGACCUUGCGGGCAGUGUGCGGACAACCGGGCAUGCCCCGGGACCCCUGGGACUUGCCGGUGGGGCAGCGGCGCACCCUGCUGCGCCACAUCCUCGUGAGUGACCGCUACCGCUUCCUCUACUGCUAUGUGCCCAAGGUGGCCUGCUCCAACUGGAAGCGGGUUCUGAAGGUGCUGGCGGGAGUCCUGGACAACGUGGACGUCCGCCUCAAGAUGGACCACCGCAGCGACCUGGUGUUCCUGGCCGACCUGCGGCCUGACGAGAUUCGCUACCGCCUCCAGCACUACUUCAAGUUCCUGUUUGUGCGGGACCCCUUGGAGCGUCUUCUCUCUGCUUACCGCAACAAGUUUGGCGAGAUCCGAGAGUACCAGCAGCGCUACGGAGUUGAGAUCGUGAAGCGGUACAGGGCUGGAGCGGGGCCCAGCCCUGCGGGGGACGAUGUCACCUUCCCUGAGUUCCUGAGAUACCUGGCGGAUGAGGACCCCGAGCGCAUGAACGAGCAUUGGAUGCCCGUGUACCACCUGUGCCAGCCUUGUGCGGUGCGCUAUGACUUUGUGGGCUCCUAUGAGCGGCUGGAGGCAGAUGCCAACCAGGUGCUGGAGUGGGUGCGGGCACCGCCCCAUGUCCGAUUCCCAGCUCGCCAGGCCUGGUACAGGCCAGCCAGCCCCGAAAGCCUGCACUACCACCUGUGCAGUGCCCCACGGGCCCUGCUGCAGGACGUCCUGCCCAAGUAUAUCCUGGACUUCUCCCUCUUCGCCUACCCACUGCCUAAUGUCACCAGGGAGGCCUGUCACCAGUGACCAUGGGUGUGGGCCAGCAGUUUUGGGGGACUGGUUUUGACAAUGCCAGCUUCUGUGUUGCCAUACAGUGAAACCCUGGCUCCAGCGUUUCUCUUUGUCUAAAUGCCUAGCUGGAAAGGACUGCCCUUGGAAAUUCCUUGUCCAGGGCGGGUACCCACAGCGGCUCAGACGACAAGGUUGGACAGGUAGACUGAUGCUCUCCAUAGGGGCGUUUCUUGGGAGCCAGUGUGAUCCUUCUUGCCCUGGCAGGGCAAGAUACCAGUUUUUCUAGUGAAGCAAUACAUCUCUUCUCAAGACCGGCUCCACGGCCCUGCCUCCAGGGAUUUUACUGUCCACUUGAUCAACCUUAAUUUAACCCGUAGCCAAAACCCAGAGGUGGUGCCAACCAGGAGCAUGACCGGAGCUGGGGGCCAUGUGGCUGUGAUCUCCCGUUCAUCCACUUCAUGUGCCUUAGGGCUGGAGUCAGUUGUGCCUUAUAAAUGACUUCUGUAUCGUUCUGCUUCAGACCUAGAAUUUCCUAUGCUUGCCAGAUUCUUUCCAUUUUUUCCAAGGAAAGGAAAAUUGAAAGGGCCCCUGCCUGGUAGCUCCAGUACCUGGCCCUACAGCAUCCAAAGACCCCUGUGCCCAGCCUCUUCUUGGGACUCUGGGCACUUUCUCCCAUCCCCCAGGGUUGUGACUGUGGCUGGUGUAUGUGGCUGCCACUUUUCUGAUGCAUUUAUUUAAAAUUUGUACUUUUUUUUAUAGAACUUUGAGAAGGCUUUGUUUUCCUAAUAGCUGAAUUUUUUAAUAAAGCCAUUUUGUAUACAA
Molecule: messenger RNA, 2198 nt
Organism: Bubalus bubalis (water buffalo)
Lineage: Eukaryota; Metazoa; Chordata; Mammalia; Artiodactyla; Bovidae
Gene: CHST14
Product: carbohydrate sulfotransferase 14
Exons: 1
Coding region: 261-1391 (376 amino acids)
Biological process (GO): carbohydrate biosynthetic process; dermatan sulfate proteoglycan metabolic process
Cellular component (GO): membrane
Molecular function (GO): sulfotransferase activity
Source: RefSeq, a predicted model, not a curated record